Messenger RNA from Copidosoma floridanum, 2877 nucleotides. It is a transcript of the gene morula, whose product is annotated as anaphase promoting complex subunit morula. Gene Ontology annotation, molecular function: ubiquitin protein ligase binding. Gene Ontology annotation, biological process: protein K11-linked ubiquitination; metaphase/anaphase transition of mitotic cell cycle; ubiquitin-dependent protein catabolic process. The record is from RefSeq and is a predicted model, not a curated record. Gene Ontology annotation, cellular component: anaphase-promoting complex. NCBI's taxonomy places the organism in Eukaryota, Metazoa, Arthropoda, Insecta, Hymenoptera, Encyrtidae.
UACACAUUAUUACGAUACAGUAACCGGCUUAUAAGCUCGCCAGAUUUUUUUACAAAACAGUAGGUAUUAAUUGGGUCGCGGCUCUUACUCCUAUCAGAAUUUACUCUGUAAACAUUACAGAAUUGAAAUUAGAAAAGACUUCAUGCAGCUGUAACUCAAAGGUGUCACAGUGUCAUGGCUACGUCCGAUACUGAGUCUAAAAUGGAGGAGGACGAGGAAAAAGCAGAGGAAGAGACCGAACCUACGGAAGAAGAACUUGCCGAAGAGGAACGAUUAUUCAAAUUCUUGGAGUACAACUUCCCGAUCUUGUGUGAUCGCCUCGAGCCCGAGACGAUCGAUCCCAAACUUGAGGCCACGCCAAAGGAACUUCAGGCAUUGUCCAAAAACUUUUGCCUGCAGAGCCUCGUCGUGCCAAAGAUCGAAGAGCACCUGCGUAAGUCGGUCGCACCCAAGUUCUGGUCGCACUUCAUCGACGAGGCCGACGAGCAGCGGGGCUUUCAGGCCUUCACGAGCUCCGUCAAUGAUCUUUACCAUGACUCAAGUCUGCUCUUGCCAACGAUUAAGCAUCUCAUAGCAGCCGGAUCUUGUACCCGAGAGAUCUGUCCGUUCAGCCAAGGAGACCUUGUGGAGCACUUCAAGCUCUUGAUCCGAAGCACCCUUCUCAGCCAGAUCCCGCUUUACCACACGCGCAUAAUCGAGCAUUUUUACAAAACCGCAUUCAACGUCUUUUGCAGCAUCGAGAGCAGCAACGGUAACAGUGGUAUAACAGGUGAAUCCAAAAACAGCAACAAAGCCAAGUCGACGCCGCGUCAGCUCCGACAGCCAGAGAAAAAGGACGAUGAGCUGGAGCUGGUGUGCGAAGGAUGUAGCCAAGAAUCGAGACGUUGCCAGUGCCAGGCAAUCGUUGACAUAUUCCACGAGACCAACAAAAUGCUCAUCGAACUGGAUCUACUUGAGCGGCUGGUUGGCAACGUGCUGACUUCGCUUAUCCACAUUCGCAUCGAGAGUCACGUUCGCCGCGUGUGCGAGCGUAGCUUCGAUACGAGCCAGCUCGAGCCGCUCGAACACUGGCUGGAGACCGUCGUUGUCAAUUGGCUGACGCGCAUCUACUCGGGUGGCUCGUCGCGGUCCGUGGCACUCGAGCCCCGGUUGCGCCGUGCAGUCAACUCCUUCAAGCAAAAGCUCAACUACUUCCUCUACGAGACUUACACCCGGGCGCGCAUCGAGCAGCUCUUCAACAUAGUCAUCGAGUACCCGGAUUCACGGGCCGCCGUCGACGACCUACGCGCCUGUCUCGAGCGCACCGCUUUGCGCCAAUGGCUCGUGAGCUCGCUCAGGGCUGCAUUCAAGACGCGCCUACUCCACCCGGGUGUCAGCACCCCCGAUAUUCUCACCGCCUACAUCAGUGCCAUCAAAGCUCUGCGUCAGCUCGAUCCGAGCGGCCUCCUUCUCGAGACAGUCGCCGAGCCUAUCAAGCAGUACUUGCGCAGUCGCGAGGAUACCGUACGCUGCGUCGUCAGUGGACUAUUGGACGAGCCAAGCGCCAGUGACCUGGCCGACGAGUUGGCCCAGGGUGGCGAAGCUCUUCAGCUCGACGUGUCCGACUCGUUUCAAGAGUCCACCGAAGAUUGGGAGAACUGGCAGCCCGAUCCGAUAGACACCGGGCCCAACCUGUACCAUCAUCUGCGGAAACGCCGGGUCGCCGAUAUUCUCUCGAUGCUAAUCGGCAUCUACGGCAGUCAAGAUCUCUUCGUCAGCGAGUAUCGUACCCUACUAGCCGACCGUUUGCUCUCCCAGCUGAAUUACCAGACGGACCGCGAGCUGCGCCACCUUGAGCUUCUUAAGCGCCGCUUCGGCGAGCAACAGCUCCACCACUGCGAGGUCAUGAUCAAGGACAUUUACGAUUCCAAACGCAUCGACGGCAACAUCCAGCUGGAGCGCAACUACGACGCGAGCCAAGCGAGCUUCAGUACUUCCGCGCUGAUACUGUCAGCCCAGUUCUGGCCACCCUUCAAGGAGGAUUGGAAGCUCGAUCUGCCGGACUUUGUGCAGGCCCAGCUUGACCGGUACGUGCGCGCCUACGAGGCUCUCAAGGGCAACCGUACGCUGUGCUGGAAGGCCCACUUGGGCAGCGUGAACCUCGACAUCGAGACGCGCGAUCGCAGCCUCAACCUCAAUGUCUCGCCUAUCCACGCGACCAUAAUCCUGCACUUCCAGGAGCAGCCCCAGUGGAGCCUCGAACAGCUCGCCGACUUGAUGCACGUGCCUGCGACCGUGUUGCGCCGCAAGAUAGGCUUCUGGGUCUCCCAGGCGCUCCUCGUCGAGACCCAACGCGACACCUUUGUGCUUCAGGAGGAGCUGAGUCCCGGACAGCAUCUGCCUGGUCGGCAGCUCGCGCAAAAGGCCUCGGACGAGGAAGCCGAGAGCGUGAUGGCCUCGGCGAGCGAUCAGCGCGAAGAGGAGCUCCAAGUUUUUUGGUCCUACAUCGUGGGCAUGCUCACGAAUCUCGACUCGAUGCCCCUCGAGCGCAUCCACCAGAUGCUCAAGAUGUUUGCCUCGCAAGGUAGUGGUGCUGUCGAGUGCGGCUUGCCCGAGCUUCGACACUUUCUGGACAAAAAGGUGCGAGAACACCAGUUGCUGUUUUCUGGCGGCCUUUACAAGCUGCCGAGGCCGUGAUGAGCUGGUAUACAGGGACUGACGGUGAUGUCUUUGACCCGUCAUUGGACUGUUGUACAUAUGUGUAUAUUUUUGUAGACAAUUGAUAGACUGUUCAGAUCAUAUGGUUUAGAAAGUUGUGCAAAAAAAAAACUUUAAUAAGGCUGGAUAAAUGGUUAAAUGGAAAGCUGUGUUUGUAAUAUUUCCAAACAUGAGGCAUAA